CACCUUACAGUCUUGAGAGGCUCGUCAUUUUACCAUUAAAAUCCCGCGCCACCUAAAUCGCUAAGCCACCCCACGAUGCAGCACCCAUUUUCCUCCACUAUUUUGAUUCUUUACAUCUCUGGCUCUCAAUCUUUUAACACUAAUCUUUAUUAAUAUAUCUCUGUUUCAAUGAAACCUAUUGUAAUUUCAAUUCUUUCAGUCUGUAAUUAUGCGUGGGACUUGUUCCAAUGUCGAUGAUUCCCCUCAAGAACAACCAUCUGAGCAGCCAAUAAUAUGUGAGUGUUCCAAUGAGGAGAAUUGUGAAUGUAGUAGAGGGAUGACUUCUGCUGCACAUUUUAUAAAACACCUUAUUCCGGGUGAAAGUCAAGGGCCUCAGCUGAAUAAUGCCGGUGUUGGAUUGCUUGCCAAUUUUGAAUCCGAGAGGGUCAAUGGCCAUCUUUUAUCUCAUCCUGCAUCUUCAUCUUCAUCCUCAUCCCAAAGAUCACAUUCACAUCAAGCGCAUACAAGCAGCCAGGUAUCAAACAAGGCAGAGUGUACUUCAUCAAUGGUCAAUCAUAACUCGUCGCAAAGACUAAUGGUCCGAAGGAACUGGCAUCCUAAUUCAGAAGCCACAGUAAGAGGCCUAACAAGUUGCAUUCCCAACAGUACUCCAAACCUUAUUAACUCUGGAAAUUGCACCACAUUGCUUUUCGGAUCCACUCCUCUUUGCCGAUUCUCUCUUUCUCAAGGUCUUUUGGGGGUGCCUUCGAAUCUUUUCCACUCUGUAAUGCCUGCCAUUCAGCUUCCCCACGCCAGUGGAGAUUCAACAUCUCAAAUAGAAGAAGCUCCUGCUACUUUUGAUGAUAGUGGAUUCCCUAGUGAGAACCAAAUAAUUGAUAUAUGGAGGCAACUCCUCAUGGAAUCGACUCUAUAUAUACAUAGGCCGGCUGAUACCUUGUUAGAAGGUUCAAGUUCCGUCUUUAGGGUAACGGCUGACAAUGGAUCAGUGGACUUCAGACUUGUAACAGAGAACGCUGAAGUUGUUAACCAAUCACUAGUGUACUUUUCUAUUGAAAUGCGCCAUCGCUUUGGAGGCAUGAGGCUUGAUGUGGAUAACAUGUCAUAUGAGGAACUAUUGGCUUUAGAAGAUCAUAUAGGGUAUGUCAGCACAGGAUUAUCGGAGGAAGCAGCUGUUGCAUCUCUCAAAUGCAGUAAUUAUUUUCUGCUUGCUGAUGAAAAUGCUCAGAAAGAAUUUUGCAGCAUCUGCCAGGAGGAUUUUAUAGAGGAAGAUGAGCUAGGAACAUUGGAUUGCGGACACAGCUUCCACAUUUGUUGCAUCAAACAAUGGCUAGGAUAUAAAAACGUGUGUCCUAUAUGCAAAUCUCCUGCCUUAUCUACUACGUUCUCACUUAUUUAAAUUCAAUGAGGUGUCAUGUACAGUAGUUGAA
Molecule: messenger RNA, 1427 nt
Organism: Rosa chinensis
Lineage: Eukaryota; Viridiplantae; Streptophyta; Magnoliopsida; Rosales; Rosaceae
Exons: 6
Coding region: 209-1396 (395 amino acids)
Molecular function (GO): ubiquitin protein ligase activity
Source: RefSeq, a predicted model, not a curated record